Wasmannia auropunctata (little fire ant) is the source of this 3636-nucleotide messenger RNA. RefSeq names its product puromycin-sensitive aminopeptidase (gene Psa). Gene Ontology annotation, biological process: proteolysis; peptide catabolic process. The transcript has 4 exons. Gene Ontology annotation, cellular component: cytoplasm. The record is from RefSeq and is a predicted model, not a curated record. Gene Ontology annotation, molecular function: zinc ion binding; peptide binding; metalloaminopeptidase activity. Lineage: Eukaryota; Metazoa; Arthropoda; Insecta; Hymenoptera; Formicidae. Bases 5 to 2812 code for a protein of 935 amino acids.
GGCCAUGUUCUCGCGCGUCGUCGCACGUGUAAGUGUGCGCUGUCGCCUGGUUGUGAGUCAGCAAAACGGGAAGGGAGUCGUCGGCGAUAAUCUGCUCUCGCGACGACUGCUACGAGCGAGUACCGUCGGCCACGGUGGGCACCAGGGCGCGCGUUACUCCGGGAAAACGUGUGAGAUUGCGAGCGAGCCAGCGACGAGCGGAGCGACGAUGUCGGGCGACGAGAAGCCGUUUCGCCGUCUGCCGUUGUGCGUGCGUCCCUAUCACUACGACAUCUCGUUGACGCCGCAUCUCACCGCCUUCACCUUCGACGGCACGGAGAACGUGCAUCUCAAUGUGGACACGCCAACGGACACCAUUGUGCUGAAUUCUUUGGAGAUUAAAAUAAAAAGCGCGACCUUUCACGGAAAUGACGGCAAGACCAUUGCCGCCAAGAAUAUCGAAUUGUCAGCGUCCCAGGAGACGGCCAUGCUGGUGUUUCCCGAGGCUCUGCCGUCUGGCAAAAGCGGAUACCUGAAUAUAGAAUUCGUGGGCGAGAUCAAUGACAAGAUGAAGGGCUUUUACAGGAGCAAAUAUGUCGGAGAGAACGGUACCGUUGAACACGCGGCGGUAACCCAGUUUGAGCCGACAGAUGCUAGACGUUGCUUCCCAUGCUGGGACGAGCCAGCGCUCAAAGCCACAUUUGACAUUACGCUGAAAUUACCGAUCGGUCUUACGGCACUUUCCAACAUGCCUGUAAAAAGCAAAGUUACAAACGGCAACUGCGAGACAUUGACUUUUGAAAGAACGCCUAUUAUGUCAACGUACUUAGUGGCCGUAGUAGUAGGCGCUUUCGAUUACAUAGAGGACAUGUCUAGUGACGGUGUGUUAGUUCGAGUUUACGUGCCUAAGGGCAAGAAGAAGCAGGGCCAGUUCGCCCUGGAAGUGGCCACCAAGGUGCUGCCUUACUACAAGACUUACUUCGGCAUCGCGUAUCCCCUGCCGAAGAUCGAUCUCAUAGCGAUCGCCGACUUUUCGUCCGGCGCUAUGGAAAACUGGGGACUGGUCACGUAUCGCGAGACCUGCUUGCUCGUGGACCCGCAGAACACGUCGGCGGUGCGCAAACAGUGGAUCGCGUUGAUAGUGGCGCACGAGCUGGCGCACCAAUGGUUCGGCAAUCUCGUGACGAUGGAAUGGUGGACGCAUCUGUGGCUGAACGAGGGCUACGCGUCAUUCGUCGAGUUCCUCUGCGUCGCGCAUCUGUUCCCGGAGUACGACAUCUGGACGCAAUUCGUGACUGACACGUACAUCCGUGCGCUGGAGCUGGACGCCCUGAAGAACAGUCAUCCGAUCGAGGUGCCGGUCGGCCAUCCGUCGGAGAUCGACGAGAUCUUCGACGACAUAUCGUAUCACAAGGGCGCCUCUGUGAUCCGUAUGUUGCACGCGUACAUAGGCGACGACGAUUUUAGGAAGGGUAUGAAUCUGUAUCUAGAGAGACACAGCUACGCCAACGCGGAGACCGAGGAUCUCUGGACCGCGCUGGAGGAGGCCAGUAACAAGGCUGUGCGCAAGGUGAUGUCGUCGUGGACCAAGAGACAGGGUUUCCCCGUUGUCAAGGUCGACUAUCGUCAAGAAGGCGACAACAGGAUCUUGUCGUUGUCUCAGGAGAGAUUCCUGGCCGACGGAUCGGUGGACAGUCAGGCGGAUAACGCGUGGCUCAUACCGAUAAGCGUGAGCUCGUCGCAAGAUCCGAGCAAAACGAUAUUCGAUGGCAUAUUAGACGCGAAAACUAAGGAAUUUGUGAUCCAAAACGUUCCCGAGGGCACAUGGCUGAAGAUCAACCCUGGUACGAUUGGCUUCUACCGAACUCGCUACAGUCAGCCCGCUCUGUCGCUUCUGUUGCCGGCGAUUAAGGACCACACGUUACCUCCUCUGGACAGAUUAGGCUUGCUGGACGACCUCUUCGCGAUGGUACAGGCGGGUUAUGCGUCCACGGUGGAAGUGCUCGAGUUGAUGCAGGCGUUUAUGCACGAGGACAACUACACCGUGUGGUCCACUAUAGUGAAUAUCCUAAGUAAAAUCGGCAUUCUCAUUUCGCACUUAGACUUCGAGGAUUCUCUCAAAGCGUUCGGGCGUAAUCUGUUCCGCGACAUUAACGCCAGAUUAGGCUGGGACCCCAAGCCGAACGAGAGUCAUUUAAAUACGUUACUCAGGUCCCUCGUGUUAGGCCGGAUGGCGGCGUUAAACGAUCAGGAUACCAUCGAGGAAGCGAAGAGGAGAUUCGAGCUGCACGUAAACGGCACGACGCCGCUCGCCGCUGAUCUGCGCAGUCCAGUUUACCGUGCUGUGCUCUCCGUGGGUGACGUCAAUACCUAUAUGACUAUACUGAACCUGUACAAAGAGACCGACCUUCAAGAGGAGAAGGAGCGAAUUUUGCGGGCGCUCGGCGCGACCAAAGACGAGGACCUGCUGAGAAAGGUCCUGGACUUCGCCAUGAGCGAGGAGGUCCGUGCUCAAGACACAGUAUUCGCGAUCAUGUCCGUGGGUCUGUCGUACAAGGGACGUCUCAUGGCGUGGAAUUUCUUCAAGGAGAAAUGGAAGACCCUGUUGGACCGUUACGAGGGCGGCUUCCUGCUGGCACGGCUGGUGAAGUUCACCACGGAGAACUUCGUCACCGAGGAACAAGCCAAAGAUGUAGAGAGCUUCUUCGAGAGCCACCCGACUCCGGGCACCGAGAGAACGGUGCAGCAGUGCGUGGAGUCCAUUAGAUUGAACGCCGCAUGGCUCAGCCGGGAAAAAGACUCCAUCAAAAAAUACCUGACCACCCAAGUCUAGUAAAGACAGUUUCUCAUCUCUUCUCCGUUACCUUAAUAGGACAUUGGCAUAUAAUUCGAGAUCGCGUGCAAACCUUAAAUGGGGCUUUGUCAUGCGAACAAUCUUAUGGUACUGCUUGAUAUUGUGAAAGGACGUUAAUUAAGUACGGUGUCUAAUUAAUUAGGUACCUACGUCUCUUGCGUAUGAGAUAAAAUGCAUAAAUAAUCCGAUACAAAUCACGUGUAUGCACGCUUGGCGAAAAAAAAAAAAACUAAUUUGUUUAAUACCGACUAGAAAUUUCACACACCGAGUGAGGGAAACAAAUGGGGAAAAAAUACAGUUUUGUAUACACUGUUAUUAUACCUCAUUGACGAGUCAUCUGAGCAUUUCUUUACAGUGUUUUAAUUGUAUUGUUUAAUUCUGGUACUGUCAUUAGGUUCCAUCAUUUAGCGUCUGUUUAUACAGAAACAAAUAGAAUAAUCACUUCGAUAUCUGUCAUGUAUUAAAUGAGAAGUUAAAAAACUGAAAAAUAUUAUAUGAUAAACUUUUUACUUUCAGUGACAUAUCGCAGCAAUAUUUAAAGCAGAAUUUAUUUAAAACAUGAUUUAUAUAUACAUAGAUAUAAUUUAGCUAAAGCCAGUUGAAAAAUUUAUUGCCUUUGUAUUGUUGUACAUGUCAUGUAUUACAUGAGCCAUUUGCAAGAUGUAUGCUCUCGAUAUAUAAAUGAACUCGAUAUGAAAAUGUACCAGCAAUAUUCAUGUAAAAGAACUACAUUCUAUAUAACAUCUUUUUUUCUAAUGAGAGAGCUAGUUUCGUUUGUCAAAAUAAACACAGGUUAAAUUCGA